Cajanus cajan (pigeon pea) is the source of this 1494-nucleotide messenger RNA. Its product is annotated as putative pectinesterase/pectinesterase inhibitor 46. Lineage: Eukaryota; Viridiplantae; Streptophyta; Magnoliopsida; Fabales; Fabaceae. The record is from RefSeq and is a predicted model, not a curated record. Gene Ontology annotation, biological process: cell wall modification. Gene Ontology annotation, molecular function: pectinesterase activity.
UUUCUAAAGGAUAAAUUGCAUCUUUACAUUACACAUGUUUGCACUGUCAUUUGGAGUUUUAUAUUGGAUAGUUUCAUUGGGUAGUAUUACUCAGGAAUAAAUUUAGCCAAAAGAUAAAUUUUAAAAUCAAUAAUUUCUUGACCCUUUGCCUUACGCUCUCUCUCUUACGUACGUCUAAAUGGUUAAACACCAAAAAAAAAUUAAAAAAAAAUUGGCAUCUUUCUCUUGGACUCCCCUGUGAAGUUAAGGAGUCGAUCAUAAGCUAUUAAUUUUCUCUCCAUCUAUAUAUAUUUAUAUAUAUGUUGAAGCAAAUAGAAGGAGAGUGUACACAAGACAAGUCAACGUGGUUGUCAUCGAAGAAAAACGUGGUUGCAUUGCAUGCUAAUUAGACGAUGGAGUCAACAGUUGCAGUAGUGUUGCUGAUUUUAGUUUGGGUUUCAGUGUUUUGCGACGGUACUGUUAUCGUGUCGAAGGAUGGGAGUGGAGAUUAUAGAACGGUGGGUGAAGCCAUUACGGAAGCUCCGGACUUGAGUGAGAAACCUUAUACCAUUCACGUUCGGGCAGGUACUUAUCAAGAGUAUAUACUCAUUCCUUCUCAUAAGACUAAUAUUAAGCUCGUUGGAGAUGGACCUCAUCACACCAAAAUAGUUGGCUACCAAAAUGGUUCCACCAUAGAUAUCCGUGGAGAAGGGUUCAUGGCGGAAAACAUGGGAUUUGCGAACUGGGCAGGGCUGAACGCAAGCGGUGCAGUGGCGGUUCGCAACGAGGGAAAGAAGACGAUAUUCUUCCGGUGCUCCAUCGAAGGCCUCCAAGACACGCUGUGGGCGGUUUCAGGGGGUCAAUUCUACAAAGAUAGCGACAUCUACGGCACCGUCGACUUCAUCUACGGGAAUGCAGCCGCAGUCUUCCAGGACUGCACGCUCUACGCACGCUACCGACCCUACGUGACCUUCACCGCUCAGUCGCGAGAGGAUCCCAACGACAACACGGGUUUCACUUUCCAGAGAUGCAACUUCACCAUCUCCCCGCAGGACUCAGACCGAAAGUCGGAGGUGCGUGCCACUUUGGGCCGUCCCUUGAGGCCCUAUUCCAGAGUGGCCAUCUUCCACUCUUACAUCGACUCCUUCGUCGACCCUAAAGGUUGGGAGCCCAUGCCGCACCAGCCCACUGACAAAGCCACCUACAUUGAGUUUCUAAAUCUUGGGCCGGGCUCCCACACCGAUGGUAGAGUUCAGUGGCCUGGCGUUACUCGCCUUCUCCACCCAGCCCAAGCUCUUCCUUUCACUGCUUCCUAUCUCUUAGAUGCCGACUCUUGGAUUCCCUCUACAGGCGUUCCCUACGACAACACACUCUAGAUACUUUUUAUUAUCUUGUUUGUAAUCAAACAUUCUUAAAUUACCGCCUACUCUCUAUUUAUUUAUUUAUCUUUUUCGAAUUUAAUUAAAUAUUAAGCUGAAUAUAUAAAUAAAUAAAUAUUUGAGACUUGAGACUUGA